AUGACGGCGGAAGCAGAGGCGGCGGUGAAUGCACUUAAGAAACUGGAGGCCAACAAAACGUGUGUGAAUUGUGGCAACUACAAUCGAUUUGGGCACCAGCACAUUUGUGAAAAGGUGCGCACGUUUGUGUGCUCAAACUGCAAGAGCGCGCACCAAAGCUACAGUAUGCGCGUUAAGAGUGUGAGUAUGAGCAACUGGACAAUGGAUGAGGUAGACGCGCUGCGGGAGGAAAACGGCGGUGGCAAUGCUGUAGCAGCGCGCGUCUGGUACGGCCGCUGGGACGAGAGUCAAAUGCGCAAACCUACCAAGGACGACGCGCUUGAUUAUUACAAGCGGUGCAUUGAUCGUGUGUACAACGACAAGGCCUUUUACGAUGAGAACGGCUUUAGUAGUGGAGCUAUUUCAUCUACAAGCUCAUCGAAAAAAGGCAGUGAAUGGUUAAUGAUGCCAGCUCCGGUGAUUAACUUGCUGGACUUUGACAUUCCACCACAGACGAGUAAAACUCAUGAUGAUUUUGGAAGCCCUUGUAAUGAUGAGUGGGGUGAUUUUGAGGCUGCUCCGGCGUUAUCGACCUCGAUGGAUGAAUUUGGUGCGUUUGCGUCGGCUUUAGAUCCCACCUGGACAGCCGACAGAAACGGAUUUGCGGAUGUCCGUGCUGAUGUUGCGGCAGCUAGCAUGGAUUUAUUUGGGGAGUUUGCUUCGGCCCCACCUGCAGUGGCAUUAACACCUUUUGACCCGUUUGCGAAUUUAGGUGGAAACGUGGUGACUUCAAAUGCUUCGUCUUCAAAGUGCGCAGCGCUGUUUGAUUCCUUUGCGCCUGCAGCUAUGAACCAGAGCCAGCAUCGGACGGCAUAUAGAAUGAACCAAUCUCAAGCAGCGACAUCGCCCAAGGACUUUAGUGUGUUUGACGGGAUAGUGGAUUCGUCAUUAGCAAACGGCACUUCUAUUCGUAAUAAAAGCGGUCAGUCUUGUGACCCUGUGAAGAUGGAGAUGAACGGACUGGGGAUGCACAUCCAGAGUUCUGAAGGCCUUCAACAUCUACAGCAAUUUGGAGGCGAGCAACACCUACAGCAAUUCUGGAGGCGCGCAACACCUACAGCAUUCUCGAGGCUCCAAACAGCAACAGCAGUAUAA
Molecule: messenger RNA, 1134 nt
Organism: Peronospora belbahrii
Lineage: Eukaryota; Oomycota; Peronosporomycetes; Peronosporales; Peronosporaceae
Source: the annotation of a GenBank genome assembly